Molecule: messenger RNA, 1557 nt
Organism: Penicillium canescens
Lineage: Eukaryota; Fungi; Ascomycota; Eurotiomycetes; Eurotiales; Aspergillaceae
Exons: 2
Coding region: 1-1557 (518 amino acids)
Molecular function (GO): monooxygenase activity; iron ion binding; heme binding
Source: RefSeq, a predicted model, not a curated record
AUGCUACAUUUGGUGAUUCUACCCGCCUUAGCCAUUCUAGCUUUGGCAUUUUACACGGCUGGGCGCUAUUUCGGAGAUUCCAAGCAACUUCGACGCUUCCCGUCGCCGGGUAUCGCAGGACUCAGUCCGAUAUGGUACAUGUGGCACGCUUGGAAGGGUCGACAGUACCAGGCGGUACAUGAAGCACAUCAAAAACUCGGGCCAGUGGUGCGAAUCGCACCGAACCAUAUCUCAUUCACCGACCCGGCCGCCUACCAGGAUAUUUAUGGUCAUGGGGCCUCCGUGAUAAAGGAUGACUUCUAUUCCCACAUCGCGGACGGCAAUCCAUCAUUGUCACAGGCCACCGACAAAGCCAUUCAUAGCGCUAAAAGGAGAAACUUGGCUCAUGUGUUCUCAGCCAAAGAAAUCACUGCCAUGGAACCUCGUGUGAUGGAGUUGGUUACGACGCUCUGCUGUGCGUUGAAGGUGAAGUCAAUGGGCGGGUCUCUUGGCGAAGAUGAUAAAUAUCCAGUGACGAACGGUGUUUUUGAUGUGCGGCCGUGGCUGAACAUGUUCGCCUACGACGCUGUUUCGAGUAUGCUUUUCACUAAUGUCUUUGGAUUUCUUGGUAAAGGCAACGACCUUUGCAAAUCCCUUGAUCAAGCCGGGAACGUGAAGAUGGUGCAUGCCAUGAAUAGCUUCCACUCAGCGAGCCGUUUUAACACCACUUUGGGUCAACUUCCGCUUCCAUUGUACAAGUUGGGCCGUCGAUUGCUCUUCUUUGCGCCAGGAAACAAAGAGGGUGCUGACUUUGCAGGGAUGUCUCGCGCCCAAGUCUACUAUCGUCUAAGGAAUGAACCAGCAGAGCGCGACCUCUUCUCCGGCUUCCCAAUCAGAGCGUCUGAGAAGCGACGUGUACCCAUGACAGUGGAAGAAGCUGUUGCCGAAUGUGCUACGAUGCUUGAUGCUGGGAAUGAUACCACUCAGACUAGUUUGACCAAUUGCAUUUACCAUCUCGCACGCUGUCCUGAGAAACAGAAGAAAUUAUACGAUGCAUUGGCAGCUGCUAUGCCCUACGAAUACAACGCGACUAAGGUCGUCCCGACUUCUGUCCUUCAGAAGGUGCCUUAUCUUCGUGCUGUCCUGGAAGAAAAUUGGCGGUGUCGUCCACCUGUUGCCCGUGGUCUUCCCCGUCGCACCACAGGAGAAGGUGCUGUGAUUUAUGGGUACUCGGUACCGCCGGGAGUCACCGUUUCAGCUUCUAUAUACUCCUUGCAUCGCGAUGAGAGUCUGUUUCGCCAGCCUCUCGAGUUUAUCCCUGAACGAUGGUUACCAGAAGAAACAUUUGGUGAAGAUGUGACGGAAGCCCAAAACCUCAAGCAAUACUGCAUUCCUUUUAGUAUCGGGCCACGCGCUUGCAUUGGUAGAAAUCUGGCCUACAUGGAGGUGGCUAUUGUGGUCGCGGCCCUCGUUCUCAAUUUUGAAUGGGAACUUGCCAAACCGGAUUUGGAAUAUCAGACAGUGGAGAGAUUUAACUGGAACCCGCGGGACCUAAUGGUGAAAGCCCGAAUAAGAUGA